Schizosaccharomyces japonicus yFS275 is the source of this 1920-nucleotide messenger RNA. RefSeq names its product transcription factor tfiiic complex a box associated subunit sfc1. The record is from RefSeq and is a predicted model, not a curated record. Gene Ontology annotation, cellular component: nucleus; transcription factor TFIIIC complex. Bases 320 to 1693 code for a protein of 457 amino acids. Gene Ontology annotation, biological process: transcription initiation at RNA polymerase III promoter. NCBI's taxonomy places the organism in Eukaryota, Fungi, Ascomycota, Schizosaccharomycetes, Schizosaccharomycetales, Schizosaccharomycetaceae. Gene Ontology annotation, molecular function: RNA polymerase III general transcription initiation factor activity; chromatin insulator sequence binding; RNA polymerase III cis-regulatory region sequence-specific DNA binding. The transcript has 5 exons.
GGAAAGAUUAAGAAAAUACGCUUUUUAGCGCAACUUUACAGAUUGUGCACGAGUUGGUAGUGUCUGGGUGAUCGGAGCGUGGUUCCGUUACUAUGCUACUCCUUAUGGCCAGCAGGCUAUGGCGGUAAGGGUGGGACAUUUUAUACCAAAAACAGGAUAGAGGCUGCAGACGGGCAUUGGAUCGUAACAUCUGUCGCGUAUAGGGGAAACAAACGUGUUUAAAGUGUUUAUAACGAAUUUUGUGGAUUAUUUUUUCGUUUCUUUGUCGUUUUAUUAGAAAUUCAAUUUUGCAAAUCUGUCCUGGUCGUUCUCAGCUUUCAUGUCGCGAUUAAGAAUAAAAGACAACACAUUUGUGUCUAUAGAACACCCUGGAAUUCUCAAAAGUGUCGAAAACGGAUGUGCGACAUUAGGAGGUCUCAGUACUAUUCAACAGGCUACUGAACGUGCAGCAAAAAACCCAAAAAAUGCAGUUCUUGAACUUCGAAUGCGUCCAAAUGAUAACUAUGAGCAUCCAGUUCAAGCUCGUUUACGACCAAAAAACAAUAUACUCGUCAGAGUUCACAAACAGAACGGCAAGGCACAAUGUCUAGGUCGCAUAAAAUGGGGCUUCAAUUUUCGAAAUAUCGCUGAUUUUCAGUAUAAUACAAGCAAGUCUGAGUUUUUGUCACGAGUCGACUCCACUCUAAGAACACUAGACUAUGAAACAGUUCCGAAAUUUUACAUUUCCCUGCAACCCGCUAUGCGUGAAUCACUUGAUGUUCCUCCUCCUCCGGUGUUUUCACAGACGGUGAUUCCGCAUCAUUACAACUAUCUACAAAAUCCUCACGUAGGCAGAAUCAGCUUGCCUGAUGGAAAAAGCAGACUUGUCAACCUUAGAGGUGCUGCACGUAUAUGGACCAUUAUGAUCGGCAUGGAUGCAGAACGGGUCCCCACAGAACGGCACGCAGAGGUAAAAAAGGAACCAAAUGCAAUUGUUCAAGAUGUUCUGAAAGAGCUGGCACCUUUAUUUGAAAAAAGACCAAUGUGGACACGACGUGGAAUUCUCGAGAAUAUUAGCGCUGCAUCUCAUUCAAAUCUAAAAUACGCUCUCCCGUACGUCUCCUACCUUUGGGCAUCUGGUCCGUUUCGUGAUGCUUUCACUCGUUUUGGUUACGAUCCGCGAAAGGAUUCUGUUAGUGCCAAGUACCAGACUCUGUUCUUUAAGUUUAAGGUCAAUGAAGAACACACUGGUUCGGGUUCAUAUAUAUUCGAUGGUACAACUCUUUAUCCAAAAACACGAAUUUAUCAGAUCUGUGACAUUACAGAUCCCCUCGUUAAAAGCUUGCUUCAAGACGCUCCGUUACAUUCCACUUGUCAUCCAACGGAAGGUUGGUACAAGAGCGGUCGACUCAAUAAGGUUCGCGACGUUAUGCGUGAAAAGCUGAGAGCACUUACUGAUGGCCGCUGCUUAUCUGAGGAAGCGCUUUCUGUCGUUCUUGCUGCUCCAGAAAGAGACGAGUCUGAACAUAAUUCACCGUCGGAGGAAGAAGGAAAUUCAACUUCAUCUUUCAAUGCAUCUUCUGGAUUUGCCAAUGUACAAACGGACGCCAGGGUGAAUGAACUCAUGAGAAACUUGAUGAAGCAGAGUGAAGAGCACGAAAGCUUUGAGGACAUUGAAGAUUAUGAUGAAUUUGAGGAUGUCUUUGGAGACUAAUUAAAUGUAAAAAAUAAAUAAAGUAUGAUUACUAAAAUAGUUCAAGUGAGAUUGAGAACACAAGUAGUCAUAUAUCUCACUUGUGGUAAGAUUGCUAUGACCGUUACAAUACAAUUGUCAUUUUAUGACUGACGAGUAUCACAUCUGACUAUCAAUCGUAAUAACACUCAAUUAAAUAAAAAAUAGAAAAUUAAACCAAGAUAAAAAAAAAAAAAAAAAAAAAAAAA